This is a messenger RNA of Sitodiplosis mosellana (orange wheat blossom midge), 1882 nucleotides long. RefSeq names its product putative vitellogenin receptor. The record is from RefSeq and is a predicted model, not a curated record. NCBI's taxonomy places the organism in Eukaryota, Metazoa, Arthropoda, Insecta, Diptera, Cecidomyiidae. Gene Ontology annotation, molecular function: calcium ion binding.
ACUGCUCUAGCGGUGACGACGAGAGCGAUGAAUGUUUCAAGCAAAAAAGCAAAAAAAUCUGUUCAAAAUCGUGUGUAAAUGGACGUUGCGUGAACCUACCCACUGGUCAGUCUUGUGUUUGUCCGAAAGGCUUCAAGUUCGAUGAAGAGAACCAACAGUGUGAGGAUAUCAAUGAAUGUUUGGAAUUUGGCAUGUGUUCUCAAGGUUGUGUCAAUAUAAUCGGAUCUUACAAAUGCACUUGUGCUCCACUGUUUCGAUUGCUUAAGAACAAUCAUACAUGCACAACAUAUGGAUCAGAUGAUGCGAUUUUGCUUUACGCAGCCAGCAAAACGGUCAAUUGGUUUUCGCUGAAAUCCAAGCAUAUGAAACGAGUGGCUGAAAAUUUGAAUCAAGUCAUCGGCGUGAGCUAUUACGGUCAACAUGUUUACUGGACUGAUAUCUAUGCUCAAGUCGAAAGCGUCAUGAAAGCGAACAAAGAUGGCUCUGAAAUACAGACGCUAUUCACUGCCGGUUUGGGCAAACCAGAAGAUGUUGCCGUUGAUUACGUAACCGGCAACAUCUACUUCACGGACAAUGAUUUCCAACACGUGGCCGUGUGUAACAACGACGGUCGCUAUUGCAAAGCCAUCAUCACAGAGAAUGUGCAUCGACCAAGAGGCAUCGCGUUGUAUCCGCAAAAAGGUAAAAUGUAUUGGACCGACUGGGGAGUGAAUCCAAUGAUUGCCGUUGCAUCGAUGGAUGGCAAUUUCAACCAGAAACUUGUAAGUAAAGACAUUACCUGGCCAAAUGGCUUAACUCUCGACUGGCCAAAUGAACGGAUUUAUUGGGUCGAUGCAAAACCCAAAACGAUCGAAAGUUGCAAAUUGGAUGGAAGCGACCGAAGACUGGUCAUCAAAGAAAUAUCAAAGCAUCCCUAUGGAAUCGCCGUCUUUCAAGAUUCGUUGUACUGGUCCGAUUGGGAUUCAAAGAGUAUUCAGUCUUGCAACAAGUUCACGGGCAAAAAUCGAACAACAAUCAUUCGUGAUAGUGUAAUUUAUGACAUUCACGUCUUUCAUCCAGCCUUGGAAGGAUAUAGCGCAAAUCCAUGCAAAAACAGUGGAUGCAGCCAUUUAUGCCUGUUAAAUUCGAAUAGCUCGUAUACUUGCGAUUGCCCAAAAUACAUGGAGCUAACUGUAGACAAACACACUUGUCGAUGGACAGGCAAGCGAAAGAUCCUUUUGCUUGGCAUAGGAAAUCGUCUAGUCACAUUCGAACACCAAUCUUUCGGGCGACACGAAGACGGUGAAGGAAAGGUGCUGAAGUAUCGCAUUGAUAAAAUGGCAUACAACUCCAUUACCGGUGAUAUAAUCGUGGCAGAUAACUUGCGCGAAGCUAUCGUCCAAGUACGAAUGAAAGACUACGCAACGAAAGAGAUCGUCAAGGGGAACAUCGAUUUGAUUGUUGCCAUGACAUUCGAUGAGCUGGCCAACAAUCUAUACUGGGCAGAUCUCUUCCGCAGCACAAUUGAAGUAUAUUCAUUCAAUACUCAACACCGUGCUGUUGUGCAACACUUCAUGGGUGCGGGAUCUCCGAUUGGAUUGGUCGCACUUACAGAAGUUGGAAAGUUGUUUGUAGCGCUGAAGUCCGCGAAUCAUACACACAUCGAUAUGAUUGAACCAAAUGGACAAGGAGCUCAUUUCCAUGUUAUAGAAGAGGACUUAGGAGGUGGACCAAUUGCCAUGGUUAAGGAUCACGAGUUGAGUGAAGUAUUUUGGGCCGAUUACACAGAAUCGAAAAUAUCCUACACUAAUUACAAUGGGGAAGUUCAUCAUACGUUCUUAUAUGAUGUCGACAGACCAGUUUCAAUGGCAAUUGUCGGUGAUGAUAUCUUUUGGGCAACAAC